This is a messenger RNA of Malassezia globosa CBS 7966, 2757 nucleotides long. RefSeq lists its product as uncharacterized. The transcript has a single exon. Gene Ontology annotation, cellular component: NuA4 histone acetyltransferase complex; nucleus; SAGA complex. Bases 1 to 2757 code for a protein of 918 amino acids. The record is from RefSeq and is a predicted model, not a curated record. Gene Ontology annotation, biological process: regulation of DNA-templated transcription; DNA repair. NCBI's taxonomy places the organism in Eukaryota, Fungi, Basidiomycota, Malasseziomycetes, Malasseziales, Malasseziaceae.
AUGCGGUGCUGCCGGUGCAGAUGGAUUUUACUGGAAACCACUGCGUGUGCAUUUGUGUCCGAUGCGCCGGAGCAGCGCUUGCGGCAUGGACUCAUCGAGACGAUAUACCGGUACCCGCAGCAUGAGGCAGUUCGGCCUCAUACAGAUCGCUUGAUGCAGGUGAUGCUCAAGAUUGUCCAGGAAGAUACCGAAGACAAUGCCACGCUUGCAUUCAAGGUGAUCAUCGACCUGCAUCGCGCGUUUAAAGCGGUGCUGCAGUCGCAAGUCCAGCCGUUCCUUGAGCUUGUACAAAAGCUAUACCUAAAUAUGCGGUCGGCGGUCGCUGAGGCGUUCGGCACAGAGCAGUCACCGGGGAAGGCUGUGGCUGUGCCGGGUGAGGAGGAUGCGCUGCUCACACUAUCGGAAGGACAGGACCAUACGCCAGGCGGCACCGCUUCAUUAUCUGCAACAGCGACAGCAUCGGCCUCGACAACGACAUCGGCGUCUUCGACGACGGCUGCUGCUCCUUCAGCGCCGCGGACACUGUUGAAAAGCUCACAAAGCUUCAAGGUGCUGACAGAGUGCCCCAUUGCGAUUGUGCUGAUUUUCCAGACAUACAGGCACGUCGUAAGCUCGGCGAUCAAUAUAUUCGUGCCGCUGAUCUUUGAACAUUGCCUCACAUUGCAGGCGCUUCCGCAACGGCAAGCGCACGAGGCAGCGCGGCAGCGGGGACAAAUCUUCGUGGGCAUAGCACCGGGCAUCAAGAACCGCGCUCUCUUUGGCGAAAUGGUAACGACGCAGGUCAAGACGAUGUCGUUCCUUGCGUACGUGUUGCGAGGCUCAGCGCCCAUUGUGCGGCAGUAUGCACAUUUGCUGCCGGAAGUGAAUGUGCGCUUGCUGAAGGACUGUCCCCCCGAGAAUGCAGUGACGAGAAAGGAGCUGUUGGUGGCGACACGGCAUAUUCUGUCAACCGACUUUCGCGUGCACUUUGUUGGCCAGAUUGACACGCUGCUGGACGAGCGUGUGCUACUGGGCACGGGCAUCACGAUCCGCGAGCUUCAGCGCCCACUUGUUGUCAGCAUGCUGGCGGAUCUUAUGCAUCAUGUACGGCAGGAGCUGACGACGGAGCAGAUCACGCGGGUAAUCAACCUGCAUGCCCAGCUCUUGCAUGAUCCGACGCUCGCACCGAGUAUUCAGACGAUGUGUGUGAAGCUGUUGUUGAACUUGGUGGAGACGAUCGUCGUGAAGCAUGCGGACCGGUCGGUUGUGAUGCUGCAGGGCAUCUUCUCUACGUUUCUCGACAAGCUACCGGAGCUCGCAAGGCUGGGCGAGGACCUGCGGCAGCUGCGGGGCCGGACGGAGAGCAACGACGAGAACGAUGUCGACGUGCAGGCGAAGGAUAGUGCAGAGCAGACGCAGAUGGCGCAACUGGCCAUCACGAUCGAGCAGGCCAAGCUGAUCCAGUCUUCGGUAGCUGUGCUGGAGCAUGUGGCCGAUCCCAUGAAGAAUGCACGCUUUUUGUUCCGCAACUUGCUGUUUGGGUUCAAGACGCUUGUGACGGUGUUCAAACACCGUGGGAUUCCUGAGCCAGAUGGCGAGGUGAUGGGCCGCGUGUUUGUGGGCGGCGUGCGCUGCUGCCUGCUACAAACGCAGCGCGACGGGCGUGAGGAGAAAGACAUGAUCGACCUGUUCACGAACAUCUUCAUUGAUCUGCCACCCGAGACGUUCCAUGAGGUAUUUUCGACGCACAUGCCGUUCCUGUUCGAGCAAAUUCUGCAAGCGCCGGCGCUGCUGGGCAUUCCUCAGAACCUGCUGUCGAACGAUGCGGUAACACGGCGCUUUGUGGACAUCCUGCUCAAGUUCCUCGUGCAGCGCCUCGAUGCGCUCGGCACGCCCGACAAGACGCCUGCGUCUGUGAGUCUGCGGCUGUUCAAGAUGGCGUUCAUGGCGGUGACGAUCUUCCCGGAGGAAAACGAGUCGGUGCUGGAGCCGCACCUGACGCAUCUGAUCAUGCAUUCACUGAAGUGUGCGUCCAAGGCCGAGGAGCCGACGAACUACUUCCUCCUGCUCCGGGCACUGUUCCGCAGCAUAGGUGGCGGGCGCUUCGAGCUCCUGUACAAGGAUGUGUUGCCGCUGUUGCCUGUGCUGCUGGAGAAGCUAAAUCUCUUGCUGGAUGCGGCUGAUCCCAGCCACCGCGAUCUGUUCGUCGACUUGUGCCUGACGGUGCCUGUACGCCUGAGUGUCCUGCUGCCGUACUUGGAUCAACUGAUGCACCCGCUCGUCUUGGCGCUCCGCUCGUCGUCCGAGCUUGUGAGCCAGGGGCUCCGGACUCUGGAGCUGUGCAUCGACAACCUGACGCAGGAGUUCCUCGAUCCCAUUAUGCAGCCGUACAUCCAGGACAUCAUGGCGGCGCUCUGGACGCACCUGAAGCCGCUCCCACACAACCAUCAGCAUUCACACACGACGAUGCGGAUCCUCGGCAAGCUCGGUGGACGGAACCGGCGCUUCCUGCAGCAGCAGCCGACGCUCGCGUACCACGCAGGCACGACGCCGUCGAUCGCCCUUGGCAUGAAUGGCUCUGUUGACAAAGUGUGCUCUGCUGCCGGCGAUGGACCUGGCGCUUGCAAAGCUCGCGGAUGCCGACGAGGCGUACCACCGGCCGGCGUUCGAUGUGCUCACGACGGCGGCCGUCGUGCUUGUGAACGACGCCCUGGACCACGAGCUGCGCGCGGAGCUGCGGCGCAUCACGAUCGGCCUGUUCCGUGCGGCGUCGCAUGA